This is a messenger RNA of Achroia grisella, 1203 nucleotides long. RefSeq names its product protein TEX261. The record is from RefSeq and is a predicted model, not a curated record. Bases 79 to 684 code for a protein of 201 amino acids. NCBI's taxonomy places the organism in Eukaryota, Metazoa, Arthropoda, Insecta, Lepidoptera, Pyralidae. Gene Ontology annotation, cellular component: endoplasmic reticulum membrane; Golgi membrane; COPII-coated ER to Golgi transport vesicle. Gene Ontology annotation, biological process: endoplasmic reticulum to Golgi vesicle-mediated transport. The transcript has 5 exons. Gene Ontology annotation, molecular function: COPII receptor activity.
UUCAUGACAUUACAACGCGUAUAACCUAAAAUAUAUUAAAAUUUAACAAAACAAAAGCCAAAAUAUACAUUUACAAACAUGUUAUUCUUAUAUUUAAUGAGUCUUCUGGCUCUAGUCAUCCAGGCGGUGUUCGUAACAUUAGCUAUUGCUGCAGGCCUGUACUACUUGGCUGAGCUGGUGGAAGAGUACACAGUCAUGGCCAAAUAUAUAAUUACAUGGACAGUUAUUAUCACAGCAUCAUUACACAUAGGACUGAUAAUAUUUGAAGAUAUACCACUCCACCUGAAUAUCCUGGGACUUGUGCAGCAAUCGUUACAUGGUGUGCUGCUGAGGCAGUUCCCAGUGGUGAGGGUGACGAGCGCCACCUUCAUAGCUGCGGUGGUGGUGUUGGUGACUCAUCAUUACUUCGCCUUCCAAUUCUUCGGCGCUGUAUACUUCAGUUUCUCAGAGGUGCUGUCCUACUUCACGCUAUGCCUGUGGGUGGUGCCGUUUGCGCUGUUCGUGUCUCUGUCUGCAAAUGAUUACGUUCUCCCCACUACCGGUACCGAGAAACAACCGUUACUUGGUGAUAACAACGUGGUCACAGAUUACCUAUCACGCAAGUCGAAACGGUACAGUCUGCUGUCAUUCUUCAGUUUCGCCAAAGAAUCCAUACUGCCUCAGAGAACCAAGAAAGCGUUCUAAGUAUUAAAAUUGUGUGAAGACAAAUACUCAAUGUACAUAAAUAGGUAAGGUUUUAUACGUAAAAUACAGGCUGGAAAGACGACGGAGACCGUAGAGAAAAUGAUAAGCUUAGUGUUGCCAACAUAAAAAAAACUGCCAACUUUAAUAAAAAAUAAAAUUAAAUUUCCGGACAAUUCACACCGUAUAUAUAAAAUAUUUUUAAAGGAUGAUAAUAGAAUGGUACACCCGCCUGCGCUAACGAUUUACGCUGGCAAGGCACCAGUGGAGGAUGAUAGGACGUGCAUGAGGUCAGGUCAGUUGGCCCGUCGUGACAGAUUCAUCAGGAAUUUAUCACGUUUGUUUCCAGGGUAGCCGCGUGGUGGUCAACCUGACUUAAUAGUUCACAUUGUUAACAAUAUCUUUCUCCCUAUCUAGUCCCAAGUUAGGCUGAGCUUGUCUUAUUACUGUAUAGAGGUACAGUAAUGUAGCUCUGAUUAGUUUGGGACUAGAUGGCGCUGUGUGAAUUGUCCUGAGAUAUUA